Messenger RNA from Laccaria bicolor S238N-H82, 867 nucleotides. RefSeq lists its product as uncharacterized. The coding region runs from base 1 to 867 and encodes 288 amino acids. Lineage: Eukaryota; Fungi; Basidiomycota; Agaricomycetes; Agaricales; Hydnangiaceae. The transcript has 4 exons. The record is from RefSeq and is a predicted model, not a curated record.
AUGUGGUACUUCAGUGAGAUAUUGGGUGAAGCUGUGUGGAACGAUGGACCAAGGACGAGGGACAAUGCCCAUGACGUGGCAACGUCAUGGGCAAGGGGUAUCACGACGACGACACGCGAGCACGACGAAACACGACGACAAAAUGCGACGACGACAAAACACGACAAUGACGAAACGCGAGCACGACGAAACGCGAGCACGACGACACGCAAACACGAUGAUGACAACACGCGAAGCCGACCACACGACGUACACAAACGAGCGCCCACGGAAAACGGUCACCGCCCAUCACCGCCUGCUGCCACGUCACACGAAAACCAGCCACCGCCCAUGAAAAACGACCCCCGCCCACAAAAACGACGACGACACGCAAGGACAACGACACACGAUGACGACGACUACACGCCGGGACGACAACACACGACAACGACACGCGACGACAACGACAACGACACGCCGGGACGACGACACACGACAACGACGACAUGCGACGACAACGAACGAGCGCCGACGAAAACGCCGCCCCCACCACACCCGAAAAACGAUACGCCCACAAAAAACGACGAGCGCCCGCCAGCGCUGAAUGGCGAUGAGGGCCCAGCAGCAUCACCCUUCCCCUCCACUCUCUCCCCCCAUCACUACCUCCUCUCUUCACCACUCCCACUCCCCUCCACUCCCUCCCCCCUUCACACUCUUCCCCCUUCCGUCUCUCCCCCUUUCCCCCCUCCCCCUUUCCCCCUCCCCCUUUCCUUGCUCCUCUCUCCCCCCUCCCUUUCCUUCCCCCUUCCUUGCUCCCUCCCCCCUCUAUUCAUUCCUCUCUUCCCCCUCCCUUUCCCUUUCCCUUCCCCCUCCCUCCCCCCUCUGUAA